Messenger RNA from Solanum lycopersicum (tomato), 415 nucleotides. Its product is annotated as DNA-directed RNA polymerase V subunit 7-like. Gene Ontology annotation, molecular function: single-stranded RNA binding; single-stranded DNA binding. Gene Ontology annotation, biological process: DNA-templated transcription initiation. The record is from RefSeq and is a predicted model, not a curated record. NCBI's taxonomy places the organism in Eukaryota, Viridiplantae, Streptophyta, Magnoliopsida, Solanales, Solanaceae.
AGCAUAUGCUAGGGUUGCAGAUGCCCUAAGUCACCAUCACAUGUGAGUUGAAUCCAGUUUCUACAGUUCCCAUACCCUCACUUUCUCCUUGCCGGUCGCCUAUCGCCGGGUUGUUCACCAAAGGUUCUUCAAAAUGUUUUUGAAAUCUGAGUUAUCGUGGGAUGUGAUAAUCCAUGCUGAGAAACUUGAUGUUGAAGGCGUAAUGCUUCAGAAGGCAAUUCUUAUUCGCCUCAUGGAUGACUUUGCUGCAAAGAAGGCCUCAAAAGAUCUUGGUUACUUUAUGGCUGUUACUACAUUGGACAAGAUUGGGGAAGGGAAAGUUCAAAAACACACUGGUCAUGUGCUUUUUCCUGUGGAGUUCAGCUGUAUUACCUUCAAGAUAUUCCGUGGAGAGAUAUUGGAAGGGGUUGUUUAG